AUGGUUGCCAGCAGCAAUGGCAGCAACAACACGACGUGGCGGUGCGAACCGUGCAAUGUCAAGAACGGAGCAAAGUACAAGUACUGCUGGAAGUGCUGGGGUGCACGCCCGACCGCAGCAGCCGCAGGAUCUUCCAGCGCGGCGGCAGGAGAGACCCUCGGGGACAGGAGCCACGACGAGAAGCUCACAAAGGUGCAGCACUACCGUGCCAAGCUGGUUGAGCUCAGGAAACUCGCCGAGGACCCGUUCCUGGAGGAGUCCCUGCAGCCGCAGGUGGCGCAGCUCGAGGACAAGCUCGCCGCCGAGCAGGCAUCGUUAGAAACGGGAGUACCGCGCUGUUUUACCGAAUGCAGAGUGGUGCGAGACAGGAACAGGGUCGCAGAGCAGAAAGACAAGUGCCAGCAGAGGAUCGACGCGCUCAAGGAGCAGAGAGACGCGCUCGACGAGCAGCUCGCCGACGAGCAGAGCAAGCUGGACAAGUUCGGCAGCAAGCUCGAGACCCUGGACAAGAAGAGAGCCGAGCGCUGCGUCGACGACGACGAGAGCGAGAAGCGAGAGCAGCUCGUCGCCGCGGUCACCCACGCCAAGGAGCAGAAGGCCAGGGCGGAGCAGGCUCGCGCCGCCAAGGAGAGGGCAGGCAGCGCUGACAACCGCAAGCGCAGCUGCCCCGAGAGCCCCAUCAUCAAGGAGGACCUCCUCGAGAUCCCCGCAGGCGCCAGCGAGCAGGACAUCUGCAAGGCGCUCGUCGACGUGGGGGUCACGCCAGAUCAGGCUGGCAAGGCGCGACUCGCAGUGUACACGGUCAAUGCCAACGCGGUGAAGUCGCUAGAGCGAGUGAUGAAGCAGAUCAGGGACAGCGACCAGGACGCCAUCGUCCUGGGCCAGGAGCUGCAGGCCAGCGGCACGCAGCUCGACCUGCUCCAGACCCGCAUGCGCAAGGAGGGCUGGAACAUCGGGGUAGUGGGCAGCGCGAAGACCAAGGCGGGUCACAGUGCUGGAGUUUUGAUAGCGACGCCACGAAGCAAGGGUAUGGACUUCGUGCGCAAUGGGAUUAACCAGUGGGACAUCAGCCCGCGAGAGUCCACGGGGCGACUCGCCGUGGCCUGGGUCGACGCCUACAGCAAGGAGGGGCUCGUGCUAGGUACCGCGCACCUAUGGAACAGCGAGGGCCCCACGCAGGGGAACCAGCGCAUCCUGGCCAAGUGGGGCGCCACCAUGAACGCGAUCCAGAAGGAGUGGACCCUUGGCGGCGACUUCAACAUGGACCCAGAGACGCUGGAGCAGUCAGAGAUCGUCCGCAAGAUGAAUGGCUUCAUCGUGCGAGACACUCAGCUGGGCAGCUGCCUGAAGCAAGAUGGCAUGAGGAGUACGCGGGGCUACAUCAACGUCUCGCGCGGCCUGGGUGCACACGCGCUCAAGGCAGAAGUCCAAGAAAUGUACAACACGUCGCCGCACUUGCCCAUCAAGAUGAGGGUCCCAGUGCAUCAGCGAAACGACUACAGCAUCAACGUGCUGUGCAAGCGGGCGCUAUGGCCGCUGACACGGCCAACGGGCUGCCCCUCGCAGCCAGUGCGAUGGCCUAGGCCGCUCGCACACAAGAAAUACACGCAGAGCCAGGUCGACGAGCACUGGAGUGAGCUCGGCGAGGCCUACGAGAAGCACCUCAACAGGUACCACAGCUUCGAUGGCGACGACCUGGGCAAGAGACAGGGCCAUUUCGAGAAGGCCAAUUACAAGCAGAAGCCGCGCAGGCCCAUGCCAUGCACCGCGGCGCAGGAGCAGCAGCAGUGGGCCGAGGCCGCCGAGUGGCUUGCGCGGCGGCUGCGCCAGCUGAGGUCACUGGCCAACGCAUGGCAGCAGCGGCGAGAUGCAGGCACGCUUCGGCGAGCCCAGCACAUUGCUGAUGGGCUACUCAGCCACGACAUCAUCACGCCGCUGCUUGCAGAGCGGGCACCUGGGCAGACGACCGAGGCAGGCAACGACACGGACGAGGAGGACGGGCUGCUGGAGCCAGAGGGCGCCCCUCGGGAGGAGGCGGAAGGGGUGCAGGACCGCCUCGCGGUCAGAGCGCCUCCCACCGAGGGCCAGCAGGACCCCAACACGUGGAAUACGAUUCGAUGGCCGCUCAUCGCACACACGCUGCGAGACGGGCGAGUCACCGACAUCGACGACCGCGCCCAGAACUACCUGGGCUUCGUAGCCACGCUGCUGGACACCGCCAGCAGGAAGCGCUGGAAGAUGGUGCACCGAGCGGCCGCGGCGCGGUGGCGGCAGUGGGUCACCACGCACGGAGAGCGAGGAGCAGGAGCGCUGCACGGGUGGACCAAGGCACCAGCGCCUUGGCAGCCGCAGGCAGCGCCGGCGGGGGCCGACAGCGACCAGAUGCACGAGCUCGCGCACCCCCAGAAGGCCGCCGACGCCGCGCUGAAGGGGUGGGAGAGCAUCUGGCACGACCCGCUCGUGCCGAGGGCGCCGUGGCUCCAGCCGCCCACGGAGAUCGAGUGGGCAGAGUCCAAGCCGCCGCCCAUCACCCCGCAGCAGGUGAUCGAGGCUUGCGGCCGCUUCAGGACCAAGACGGGGCUGGGGGAAUCGGGAUGGCACCCGAGACUCCGGCGCGAAGGGGGCAUCCAUGGAGCGGCGAGGGUGGCCAGCACCCUCAACGCCCUGGAGGCGGGCUCGCCCUGGCCGCAGGCGCAGGACACCAUCCUGUUCUACCUGCUGGCAAAGGCUUCGGGCGGGCACCGCAACCUCGGGCUGAUUCCUGAGCUGGCCAGGCUGUGGGAGACUAUCCGCAUGCCGUAUGCCAGGAGAUGGGAGCACUGCCACCGCAGGAGCUACCACUGGGCUGCGAGAGGGAGGUCCAGUGAGAGGGCCGCCUGGGAGCAGGCCUUGUUCUGCGAGGCCACGGUGGCCCAAGGGAUGGAGUACGCUGUCACGUACUUCGACCUGGUCAAGUGCUUCGAGUACGUCACGCACGAGAAGGUGUGGCAAGCAGGCACGAGAUCAGGAUUCAACACGGUGGUCCUGAAGAUGGUGCUACGCAUCUACUCGAUGACGCGGCGCAUCGUGCUGGGCAACGCAUGCACGGGGGGGUCGAGAUGGGCGCGCGGCAUCGUCGCAGGCAGCCGCCUAGCGCCCCUCUGCCUCAAGAUGGUCAUCUUCGGGGAGCUGGACGGGGUUAUCGACAACUUCCCACUGUUCGUGCAGCACUGGCACACCCAGCUGGUGCAGGAGCUCGUGGACAUGUUCGGGAGGCUGGACAUGAAGGUAUCCAAAGGCGCGGAGGGUAAGACGGUCACCAUGGCCUCGACAACCGAGCUGCAGGACGGCCUCGCCAGGAGAGUGAACCAGCUCGGCAUCAAGAUGGCGCGACACGCCGACCACCUCGGCGUCACCACCGCGGCGGGCAGGAGGAGACGAGCCAGCGCCUUCAGCAAGAGGGCCGGCAAGUACGCAGCGAGGCGAGACCGCAUCGCCCGCAUACGCCGAGCGGGACCUGCGCAGGCAAUCAUCAGACAGGGGAAGGUGCCGUCGGCGAUGUACGGGGUGCAGGUCAUGGGCAUGCCCAACUCCACCCUCACCACCCUGCGGCAGAGCGUGGCGACCUCCUUCAGGGGCAACACCAUGGGGAGGUCGACGCCGCUCACGCUGCUCGCGCAGGGCGCCGACCCCGCCACCCGCGCCAACACGGAGCCGCUGCUGAACUGGGCCAUGGCAUGGCACGAGGUAGCCAACCAGGACGGGCUCCAGGAGCAGCUCCAGAGUGCGUGGAAGAAGUGGGUGGUACGUGUGGGGACAUCCAGAGCCCCAUGGCAGCAGGUGCGGGGGCCCGCGCGGGCCUUCAUAGCCACGGUGCAGAGGCUGGGCUGGAGGACGCUCGCGGCCCACAGCAUCACCAUCGGCGACGAGCACCUAGACCUCAGGACCCUGCCUCUCAGGCACCUGAGGCAACUCAUCAGCACGGCCACCGAGGAUGGCCUCAAGAGCGGCUGGCUGCGCAUCCACGGCGAGAAGCAGGGCCUGGACAGCCUCUUCGUGGAGCCCGUCGCCGCGCUGCUCAGGAGGCCGCUGAGCAAGAAGUGGACGCUGGAGCACCAGACACGGGUGCGCAGCUUGUGGUGUGGCGGUAGCUGGCCACAGCGGAGGCUCUUCGACAAGGGCGCAGCAGAGGACAGCACGUGCAAGGCCUGCCACGAGCAUGAAGGAACGGACCGCCACAGGACGUUCGUGUGCUCGGCCAGGCAGAGUCACCGACAAAGAGUGGGAGGGCACCACAUAUGCCAUCGUGGUGCCAUGACAUGGCCUGGAGCGACGGAGAAGCAGCUGGCGACCUCCGAAUACGGCCUCUGGAAACUGCCCUCCUCGUCCACAUGCGAGAUGGAGGGCUCCUUCGACGGCCUAGUGAACGGGGGCAUCUACACGGAUGGCAGCCUGCUGUACGGGGCAUACCCAGCGCUGAAACGAGGCGGCUGGGCAGUCGUGAAGCCCGACAGCGAGAACACGAUGGAGUUUGCAUUGUUCGGGCCACUGGAAGGAUCGCAGCACGACCAGUCGAUCUACAAGAGCGAGCUGAUGGCGGUCCUCCAGGCCCUGAGGAGAGCGGUGCCUCCAGUGCGGGUCUUCAGCGACUGCCAGUCGAUGAUCGACGGCUUCGCCAGAGGCCCUGAGUGGGCCGCCAGAGCCGGCACGACCCACCAAGAGGUCUGGCAGGAAUGCUGGCGGCUUCGUGGGGCGCAGAUGCACCAGCACGAGGCCUGGCACAGGGCCGCGUACAUUCAAAGGUUCCAGUUGGUCUCAGACAUCCUGGAAUUCGCCGCGCACGUCGGGGUUCUCGGCCACGGGCUCGAGGACACCUCCGAGGGCCCUGGGCCUUCGGGGGCUCAGGGCAGCCCCGCCCCCGCCCCGACGCCCAGUGAGGGAAGUUGA
Molecule: messenger RNA, 4926 nt
Organism: Prorocentrum cordatum
Lineage: Eukaryota; Dinophyceae; Prorocentrales; Prorocentraceae
Source: the annotation of a GenBank genome assembly